Molecule: messenger RNA, 2364 nt
Organism: Xenopus laevis (African clawed frog)
Lineage: Eukaryota; Metazoa; Chordata; Amphibia; Anura; Pipidae
Product: urokinase plasminogen activator surface receptor-like
Exons: 7
Coding region: 202-1164 (320 amino acids)
Source: RefSeq, a predicted model, not a curated record
ACACAGCCGAGUGACGCUGCUAUUCAGGCUCGCAACUGGAACACCUACAGCAACUAUUAGCUCCAGGCUUAGAGAAAGAAGGUCGAGGGAGGAGGAGAGACGGAGGGACGGAGCCGGGGCAAAACUGGUGCAACCACAUACAGCAAAGGGCAGAAGGAACAAAGACAAUCAGAAGAAGAAGGAAGAAAAGGGAAAAUAAAUAUGAGCAAGUGGCUGUCUCUCCUGACCCUCUGCUUCUUCCUACCUGUUGUAUUCUCUCUGAAAUGUUACCAGUGCACCGGAUUGCCCUAUGACUGCCAGGAGACAGAGCAGCUUUGCCAAAUUAACCAGACCAGUUGCAUGUCGCAGGCAUUCACUGACGUAGACAAUGGGACUAUUAAAGAAUGGACAUACAAGGGAUGCUCUCAGGGACUUGUGUGCAAUGAAUCUGCGUAUUUAGAUCGGGGGAGCAGGAAGACUUAUAUCAGUUCUAGCUGCUGUUCCACAAACUUCUGCAAUGUAGGAACCUACUAUGCCCUUGUCCCAGUUGCUGCUCUCUACUGUAAGUCCUGCGAAGGGAAUAGUGAUUCGUGUUCUUCGCAAAACCUGACAAGCGUCCAGUGUUCGGGAUUCCACGAUCGUUGCAUGACAGUCACUACUGUCUUUAACAAUGGCACUUUAAGCUCAGAAUCAGCAAUUAAAGGCUGUGGGACGGGUAACCUCUGUAAUCGAAGUCUGGAAUACAACAGCGGCAAUGGGAGGAUAUACACAUCUGUAUCUUGCUGUGGGAAGACCAACUGCAACACUGGCAGAAACACUGUUACAUUCAACGAGACCCUGAAUGGAUUGAUGUGCUAUGCGUGCAAUGAGACAGGGAAAGGAGAAUGUCGAACUCCAACCACAGUCAGUUGUACGGGGAACAUGUCCUCCUGCUUAGACAUUAUAGGCUUUCCCAGAGGCAACACUCUGAUAAGAGGCUGCUGCUCCCAAGAUGUGUGUCUGGGUAUCUCAGCAUCCAUGUCAGUUCAAGUGAGUCAGAAGCAGUACUGCUGCUCUGGAAAUCUGUGUAAUAAUGGGGACAUUAAUUCAUAUUUCAGUACAGGCUCAAUCAUGGCGCACAGCAAUGUGUCCAUCAUGGGGAUAGCCUUGUUGGUCCUCACAGUGGUGACCAGGACAAUGUUGUAGUCUGGCUCGUGUGCCAUAAGAACUUCAAGAACAAAUCAUGUUGGGGUAGAAGAUCCAUGUAAAUAUCUGCUAUGUGUAUACAGGAGUUAUAGGAAGAUCUUUCACAGAAAACUUUUUGUGUUGUUGAAGAACCUCAUUGGAAAACCAUUAUCGUGGAAAGGACAUAUUUGUAUUCUUGGAAAGGCCCAAAAACAUUGGACAUACAAAGAAUUAUCUCAGAUUUUCAUUUUAAAUGUAUCCUGCUUUUUUAUAUAUAUAAUUUUUUUGGUAAAAGUAAAAGAAUGAUUAAAUGUACUCCACAAACUCACCUUAAUGUAUAGUCUGCACCAUCAUCAGGGAGGUACAAGACAAGGUUGUGUGGUCUAGUUAAUAUGCUGAAUGGUGGAAAACACAGAGUCUUGGUGGAGCAGGUCUUCCAGGCCACCAAUAAGAGAAGGGCAGAGGUCAAUCACAGACCCAUGACAUAGGCCCGAGCCAGGAAGUGCUAAGAGCAACCACAAGGUCAGCAACGCCAAAAAAACUUGACUGCAAAAGCCACCCAUACAACUGAAAAAGCAGUAACCUUCUGAAUUGCUUUUAUAUUGUCCUCAAUUAGCAUCUUCUCAUAUAGAAAGGCAACAUAGUCACCUCGAGCAGAUAAUGAUCACCUAAGUCUGUACCAGUGUUAUAAGUUAGGACUUACUUUGGUCAUAAGUGGUCAGGAUAUAAAUAACUAGCAGAUCUUUCAGCAGCUUCUAUAAAAAUUAUACAAGAACCACAAAUGAAUGAGCUGCCUUGGGCCUGCCAAGAAGUAGGACAUAUAUAGUAUAAUGGCUGGGACUCCUAACAAAACAAGCGAGCCAACAAGAGUGUCUGGAAAAAGACUGGACUUUAGCAAUUGCAGAAGGAAAUUGCAGGGGAGCUGGGUUACCAUUUUUCACAGAUCUAUUGGAAACGGACUUUGUCUUACCUGCCAGAUAAUUGAUACUAUACUCAACACAAUGGAAAUCUACUGUACAACAGUAUGAUACAUGAACUGGUGACCAUCACCAUUACACCCCAUGUUCAAAAACUAUUUCCAUUUUAUUAUUGUUAUCAUCAUCAAUGAAAUAUUAUUAUAUUGUAAGCUCUUUUGGGCAGGGCCCUCUUCACCUCUUGUAUUGGUUUCUGCUUUAUAUGUAAUUCUGUAUGUUUAUGUCUAAAGCCAUUCCUUGUACAGCG